Messenger RNA from Amyelois transitella, 1026 nucleotides. RefSeq lists its product as uncharacterized. The record is from RefSeq and is a predicted model, not a curated record. Lineage: Eukaryota; Metazoa; Arthropoda; Insecta; Lepidoptera; Pyralidae. The coding region runs from base 1 to 1026 and encodes 341 amino acids. The transcript has 2 exons.
AUGAGGUGUGCUCGAUUGCGUUUGCAAGAACGUCCUUGCACAAAGCCUGACCUCCAGCGGGAGAAGGAAGUCAAGGCGAGGAGGUACUGCCAGCGGAGGAUGGUGGACCCUGGACACGAAGAGGAUCCUAGGUGGAUGGACGUGUUUGAUAGAUACCACUGCAAGAAGAGUUUCGACCAAGGAGAUACUACGGAUAUUGGAAGCAUCGUAAAUACAGACCAUCAUGACAUUUGCCUAACAGUUCAAAACCUUAAGUUUCUUGGAGAGGAACAAGAUGUCAAAAGACCACGUACAAGUUUCAAAUACAGACUACUAACAGAUAAUAAAAGACAUAGAAUGUUCACUAAACAAGUCGUUGAAAAUAUUGAACCGGCUGAUGAUUUCUCCCAACUGACAUCCUAUUAUUUCGAUGAUUAUGUCAAAUAUAUACUUAACAAUGACCGCUCGAGACCGUCGUCAAGUAAAUCUAGUGUUUUCUUUAAAACUUUCAACGAAAUCGGCAAAGAAAAUAAAGCUGUGCAAGUUGAGAAUAAACCUAAGAAAGAAAUUAAAAAAACUAACAUUCCAGAGAAGGUUACGGUAAAACCGAAUGUAGAUGUUGCUAAAAAGAAUGAGAGUAACAUUAAAGAAGAUAAUAUAGAUGAUGCAAAAGUAUUAUUCACUAAAUCUGGUAAACGUAAAAGCCUAACUAUAUCCAGGGUGCCCAGCCCAGAAACUGUUCAAGUGAUAAGAGUAGAUGUAGUUUGCAACUACAGUACAAGUUCAUCACUAUCUGAAUAUGAAGACAAGAAAUUGAAUGAUGUUGAUGCAAAGCUUGAUAAAAUAGAAGAUCUAAACUUGAAAGGCCCUCAUUUCUCGAAUAAGUACCUUCUUACGAACACAGUGAAAAGUUUGGACGAAAACGUGCCAGGAGGCGCAAAAGUAACCUUACUUUGCAAAACUUUCAAAUUGUCCGAUAGACUUAAGCUUUUGUCGGAUAGAAAAAAGGCUAAAGCUAAGAAAGACGGGAAGAAACUUCGCAAGUAA